GGUCUGUGGAGUUGCAGGCGGUUCUACGGGAAGACUGGGCGAACUGGCUAAUACUGGGCCGCAGCGAACUCCCUACAUCUCCUUCUUAUUAUCCGGCCUGACGACGCUGCUGUGAGGCCUCCGGCCGAGGAGCCGGACCGAGACAAGAUGGCGCCUCCUGUGUGGCUCAGGCCGGGCAUUCUCCUGCUGCUGUUGACGGUGGCGGCCGCGGCCUCGGACGCUUCUUGCCCGGCUCCUUGUGUGUGUGAGGGGAGAAUGCUGGACUGCAGCAGGAGGAGGCUGGGCCGGCUGCCUGCGGCUCCGCUGCCCGAGGGCAUCACCAGCCUGGAGAUCAGCCACAACUGGUUGACUUUAUCCAACAGCAGCCUGGUGCCCGAACUGUACUCCCUGCAGGAAGUGAAAAUGAAUUACAAUGAGUUAACAGCAAUCCCUCACCUUGGAGAACCAACCGCUAACAUCACGCUUCUCUCACUGGUACAUAAUAAAAUUUCUGAACUGAAUGGAGAUCUGCUGCAGCAAUAUCUGUCGCUGGAAACCUUGGACUUGAGCUCCAAUCUUCUCACUGAAAUAAAAAGCACAUUCUUCCCCAGGAUUCCUUUGAAGCACUUGAACCUGAGCAACAAUAGAAUUACAACUUUGGAAGUUGGUUCAUUUGACAAUUUAUCUGGAUCAUUAAUAGUUUUGAAACUGAACCGGAACAAACUAAGUGCGAUUCAGCCUAAAAGUUUGAAGCUCCCAAAUUUGCAACACCUUGAAUUAAGGCGGAAUCGAAUUCAAAUAGUGGAGAGCCUGACUUUUCAAGGUCUGGACUCGCUAAAAUCUUUAAAAAUGCAGAGGAACGGAAUUGGCAAACUAAUGGAUGGUGCAUUUUUUGGAUUGGACAGUAUGGAGCAUCUGGAGUUAGAAUAUAACAAUGUCACGGACAUUAACAAAGGCUGGCUAUAUGGACUGCGAUCACUGCAGCAGUUGUACAUGAGUCAAAAUGCAAUCAACAGGAUCAGUCCAGAUUCUUGGGAGUUCUGCCAGAAUCUCUUGGAUCUAGACCUGUCAUACAACCAGAUAAACCGUUUGGAUGAGUUUGCAUUUGUUGGACUCACCUCACUGGAAAAACUGAACCUAGGGGAUAACCGAAUAAAUCAUAUCGCGGAAGGUGUAUUUAAGGGACUUGCAACUCUUCUGACAUUGGAUCUGCGAAACAAUGAAAUCUCCUGGGCUAUUGAAGAUUCCACUGAAGCGUUUGCUGGACUUUCCAAGCUACAUACACUUGUUUUGCAAGGAAACAAGAUUAAAUCUAUCACGAAAAAAGCUUUCACUGGUUUGGAUUCGCUGCAGCACCUGGACUUGAGCAAUAAUGGGGUUAUGUCUUUGCAAGAUGAUGCCUUUGCUCAUAUUAACCUCCAAGAGUUAAUCCUAAACACAAGCCAUUUGCUUUGUGACUGUCAGCUAAAGUGGUUUCCCCAGUGGCUAAUUGACCACGGAUUGCAGAAUUCUGUAAAUGUGAGCUGUGCCCACCCCGAUUGGCUGUCCGGCCGUUCUCUGCUCAGCGUGGAUUCUGGAGACUUUGUCUGCGAUAAUUAUCCGAAACCACAAAUCAAAGUUCACCCGGAAACAACCGUGGCACUGAAAGGAAUGAAUGUGACUCUCACAUGUGCCGCAGUCAGUAGCAGUGACACUCCCAUGUCUACAGCGUGGAGGAAAGACAGUGAAAUCUUGUACGAUACAAAGGUGGAAACCUUUGCCAGAUAUCAGAAACACGGGGCUGAGUUAGUGGAGUAUACAACGGUUUUGCACCUCUUCAAUGUGAACUUUACAGAUGAAGGAAAAUACCAAUGCGUGAUCACCAACCACUUUGGCUCCAAUUAUUCCAGUAAAGCUAAACUCACGGUUAAUGAAAUGCCCUCCUUUCUUAAAACUCCAAUGGACUUGACAAUCCGCACUGGUGCCAUGGCACGUCUAGAGUGUGCAGCAGAAGGUCACCCAACUCCACAAAUUGCGUGGCAGAAAGAUGGAGGAACAGAUUUUCCUGCAGCCCGAGAGCGUCGCAUGCAUGUUAUGCCAGAAGACGAGGUCCUGUUCAUUGUCAAUGUCAAAAUUGAGGAUAUGGGGCUCUAUAGCUGCUCAGCACAAAAUGCGGCAGGCAGCAUAUCUACCAAUGUCACACUGACUGUAUUAGAAACUCCUUCUUUUAUGAGACCCUUGGAGGACCGAACAGUUGCUCGUGGGGAGACUGCUGUAUUGCAGUGUAUAGCAGGAGGAAGCCCAGCUCCUCGCCUGAACUGGACUAAAGAUGAUGGACCACUGAUGGUAACAGAGAGGCACUUCUUUGCUGCUGCAAAUCAGCUUCUCAUUAUUGUUGAUGCAGGCCCUGAGGAUGCUGGAAAAUAUACAUGCAGCAUGUCUAACACACUUGGAACUGAGCGGGGUCACAUCAACCUGUAUGUCUUGUCUUCACCAAACUGUGAUUCCUCACAAACCAUCAUGGGCUAUGACGAAGAUGGCUGGACUACUGUUGGCAUUGUCAUCAUUGUGGUUGUCUGCUGUGUCGUGGGGACGUCAUUGGUCUGGGUGAUUGUUAUAUACCACAUGAGAAGAAAAAGUGAGGAUUACAGCAUAACCAAUACUGAGGACAUGAAUCUGCCUGCGGACAUCCCCAGCUACCUGUCCUCCCAAGGAACCCUGUCUGAGCCUCCAGAGGGAUAUAGUAGCUCUGAGGCGGGCAGCCAUCAGCAACUCAUGCCGCCUGCCAGUAGCUGUGUUCAUAAGGGGACAGAUGGAUUGUAUGUUGAUACCGGUAGCGAGGCAGACGCAGAAAUCCUGAAUUUGCAGUAUGCAUCCAAUCUGCAGAAUGGUAGAAUACAGCAAUUAUAUGGUCGCGGUAACAGCUCACAUCCAGUAGACAGAAGGGACAGCCUUCCUGUUCCAGGCGCUGGUCAGCUUAUGAUCUGCUCUGAUUGUUACGACAAUGCGAACAUCUACUCAAGGACCAGGGAAUUCUGUCCAUAUACAUACAUUACCGAGGAGGACCCAAUGGACCACACUUUGGCUAAUCUCAUAGCUCCGAUUCCAAAGGAUAUAUUUCCACAUCAUUCACAUGACAUGGCCACAUCUGCUGCGGACAUGUCUGCAUUCCUCACCAGCUACGAUAGGAAGGACUGUGAAUCAUUUCCCUGUCCAUCUUGGAGCAUAAAGAAAGAUGACAGCCUUCCAGCAGCACAUCCUCACUUCUGCCACCAUCCUGUACCAGUCCAUGAGAAUAGCCUACUUAGAAAUGAAGUGGCCUCUUCAGUCAAGGCAGAAGAGCGCCCCCGUCCCAGACUUUGCACGAGGUCUUGUGACCAGGACUACGACUUGGGCAGGACUCCUAAUAUCGGUGAUUACAAGGAGACCACUUAAUGAGACCAAAGGAAUCUGCAAGUCAGCUGACUUUGUAUUGACUACCUCAGAAUUGAAUUCAUGGCCAAAAAGUGCUAGAAAGGGUUUGUUUACAAGCAUAUCACACGGACCAAUGCAAAAAUCCUCUGCGUCAGACCGCAGCGGGAUCAACGCUAUGUAGCUUGGACCGGUCGUUAUUUAAGCACUUCUACAAUCUGCAUCAGGAUGAGUUGACGGACAGAAGCUUCAGUGUAAAACGGAUCCUGAAAUCUGAAAAAACGAAAGAGCAAAGCCAUUUUUAAGUUUUGUUGCAGCUGGAUCCCUUUUUUAGGUGUUUUGUGACUGCGCAUAGAUGCAAGCUUGUACCCGUACACAGUUACCGAAAUGUCGGCUUCUACCGCUAUGUACUGUGAUUAUCAAUGCCUUAGAAAGUUCCAUCUGUGAGUAAAGCCAAACCUUGCUAGAGCCUCCUUUAACUUAUAGACCACCCAAGAGUCAGACAUUCCAGGGGGCUUUUAUUUUCCAAACUGAAUUCUGAACCUG
Bufo bufo (common toad) is the source of this 3915-nucleotide messenger RNA. RefSeq names its product leucine rich repeats and immunoglobulin like domains 2 (gene LRIG2). The coding region runs from base 148 to 3393 and encodes 1081 amino acids. The record is from RefSeq and is a predicted model, not a curated record. The transcript is spliced from 19 exons. Gene Ontology annotation, molecular function: protein binding. Lineage: Eukaryota; Metazoa; Chordata; Amphibia; Anura; Bufonidae.